Messenger RNA from Belonocnema kinseyi, 3943 nucleotides. RefSeq names its product DNA-directed RNA polymerase II subunit RPB2 (gene RpII140). The record is from RefSeq and is a predicted model, not a curated record. Bases 94 to 3624 code for a protein of 1176 amino acids. Gene Ontology annotation, biological process: DNA-templated transcription. The transcript has 8 exons. NCBI's taxonomy places the organism in Eukaryota, Metazoa, Arthropoda, Insecta, Hymenoptera, Cynipidae. Gene Ontology annotation, molecular function: ribonucleoside binding; DNA-directed RNA polymerase activity; DNA binding. Gene Ontology annotation, cellular component: RNA polymerase II, core complex.
UUUUAACGAUGGCGGAAUGACUGCCGCUAUCGUAACGUUUUAACUAAAAAAGUGAAUUUUGGAGUUUGUUUUAUAUUUAUUCAAUAAGCCAAGAUGUAUAAUGUACCAGAUGACGAACAAUACGAAGACGAGGAUGCGGAAGAAAUUUCAUCAAAGCUCUGGCAGGAAGCCUGCUGGAUCGUCAUUAACGCAUACUUUGACGAAAAGGGUCUUGUACGACAACAACUCGACAGUUUCGAUGAAUUCAUCGAAAUGUCUGUUCAACGCAUUGUCGAGGACUCGCCUCAAAUCGACUUGCAAGCUGAAGCACAACACACGACAGGAAAAAUCGAAAACCCUGUUAGACAUUUGCUUAAAUUUGAGCAAAUUUACUUGUCCAAACCCACUCAUUGGGAAAAAGAUGGUGCUCCAUCGCCUAUGAUGCCUAACGAGGCUAGGCUUAGAAAUCUAACUUAUUCUGCUCCUUUGUAUGUUGAUAUUACGAAAACUAUUGUCAAAGAUGAAGAAGAUCAAGUUGAAACGCAACAUCAAAAAACAUUUAUUGGAAAAAUUCCAAUCAUGUUGAGAUCAAAGUAUUGUUUGCUCGCUGGAUUGUCAGAUCGUGAUUUAACUGAAUUGAACGAAUGUCCUCUGGAUCCUGGAGGGUAUUUUAUAAUCAACGGGUCAGAGAAGGUUCUGAUUGCCCAGGAGAAAAUGGCCACCAACACAGUUUAUGUCUUCAGUAUGAAAGAUGGAAAGUACGCCUACAAAGCUGAAAUUCGUUCCUGCCUAGAACACAGUUCUCGACCAACAUCGACUCUCUGGAUCAAUAUGAUGGCCAAAAGCGGUGCUAGUAUCAAAAAGUCAGCGAUUGGACAGCGGAUAAUAGCAAUUCUACCUUACAUCAAACAGGAGAUUCCCAUCAUGAUAGUAUUUCGUGCCCUCGGUUUCGUCGCCGAUCGGGACAUUCUUGAACACAUCAUCUACGACUUCGACGAUCCCGAGAUGAUGGAAAUGGUGAAACCCUCCCUCGACGAAGCCUUCGUAAUCCAAGAACAGAAUGUAGCUCUCAAUUUUAUCGGUACUCGUGGUGCUCGUCCCGGCGUGACAAAAGAUAAGCGUGUGAAAUACGCGAGGGAAAUUCUGCAGAAAGAAAUGUUACCUCACGUAGGAAUCAGUGACUUCUGCGAGACUAAAAAAGCUUACUUUCUGGGUUAUAUGGUUCACAGACUGCUAUCAGCUUCCCUCGGUAGAAGAGAACUCGACGAUCGAGAUCACUACGGCAACAAGCGUCUCGAUCUCGCUGGACCUUUACUAGCAUUCCUAUUCAGAGGAUUGUUCAAGAAUCUAAUGAAGGAGGUGAGACUCUACGCGCAGAAGUUUAUCGACAGAGGAAAAGACUUCAACUUGGAACUCGCUAUCAAAACGAAGAUUAUCACAGACGGUUUGAGAUACUCAUUAGCUACCGGGAACUGGGGAGAUCAGAAAAAAGCUCACCAGGCGAGGGCUGGCGUCUCUCAGGUGUUGAAUAGACUGACUUUUGCCUCGACAUUGUCCCAUUUGCGAAGAGUCAACUCGCCAAUUGGAAGAGAUGGUAAAUUAGCAAAACCGCGUCAACUGCACAACACUCUCUGGGGAAUGUUGUGUCCUGCCGAAACUCCGGAAGGAGCUGCCGUAGGACUUGUCAAGAAUUUAGCAUUGAUGGCUUACAUCAGCGUCGGCUCUCAGCCAUCUCCGAUUCUUGAGUUCUUGGAGGAGUGGUCCAUGGAGAACUUGGAGGAAAUCGCACCCAGUGCCAUCGCGGAUGCCACGAAGAUAUUCGUCAAUGGAUGCUGGGUUGGAAUUCACAGAGAUCCUGAUCAAUUGAUGGCUACUCUUAGAAAAUUGAGAAGACAGAUGGAUAUCAUCGUUUCGGAAGUGUCAAUGAUUAGAGACAUCAGAGACAGGGAGAUCAGAAUUUACACGGAUGCUGGACGAAUUAGUAGACCUCUCUUGAUCGUCGAGAAUCAGAGUUUGUUGCUCAAAAAGAGACACAUUGACAUGCUGAAAGAAAGAGACUACAACAAUGAUGGUUGGCAAGAAUUGGUCGGCAGUGGAGUGGUCGAAUAUAUCGACACUCUCGAGGAAGAAACUGUCAUGAUUGCCAUGUCUCCCGAUGAUUUGAGACAGGAAAAAGAGUACGCCUAUUGUACGACAUACACUCAUUGCGAAAUCCAUCCAGCGAUGAUUCUUGGAGUGUGUGCUUCUAUUAUUCCAUUCCCUGAUCACAACCAGAGUCCCAGAAACACUUAUCAAAGUGCUAUGGGUAAGCAGGCUAUGGGUGUUUAUAUUACGAAUUUCCAUGUGCGGAUGGACACCCUCGCUCACGUUUUGUUUUAUCCACAUAAGCCUCUGGUGACAACCAGGUCCAUGGAGUAUCUCCGGUUCAGAGAACUUCCUGCUGGAAUCAAUAGCAUUGUCGCUAUUUUAUGUUACACGGGAUACAACCAGGAAGACAGUGUCAUCUUGAAUGCCAGUGCGGUGGAGAGAGGAUUCUUCAGAUCUGUUUUCUACCGAUCUUACAAAGAUUCCGAGUCGAAGAGAAUCGGCGAUCAAGAGGAGCAGUUUGAGAAACCGACGAGACUAACCUGCCAGGGUAUGAGGAAUGCAAUUUAUGACAAGCUGGAUGAUGAUGGUAUUAUUGCUCCGGGUAUUCGAGUCUCUGGAGAUGAUGUUGUUAUUGGAAAGACGAUAACCUUGCCAGAAACAGAUGACGAAUUGGAUAGCACAACUAAACGUUUCACGAAGAGAGAUGCUUCGACCUUUUUGCGUAACAGUGAAACUGGAAUUGUGGAUCAGGUGAUGUUGACACUGAACAGCGAAGGAUACAAGUUUUGUAAGAUUAGAGUUCGCAGUGUUAGAAUUCCACAAAUUGGCGAUAAGUUCGCUUCGCGGCACGGGCAGAAGGGAACUUGUGGAAUUCAGUACAGACAGGAGGAUAUGCCUUUCUCCUGCGAAGGACUCACGCCUGACAUUAUCAUCAAUCCUCACGCUAUUCCAUCUCGUAUGACAAUUGGUCACUUGAUCGAGUGUAUUCAGGGAAAAGUCUCAUCUAACAAAGGUGAGAUUGGUGACGCGACUCCAUUCAACGAUGCCGUCAACGUGCAAAAGAUUUCGACUCUGUUACAAGAGUACGGUUAUCAAUUGAGAGGCAACGAAAUUAUGUACAACGGACACACUGGGCGAAAAAUUAACGCGCAGGUUUUCUUGGGACCUACAUACUACCAGCGUUUGAAGCAUAUGGUGGACGACAAAAUUCACAGCAGAGCAAGAGGCCCAGUGCAGAUUUUGGUCAGACAACCUAUGGAAGGAAGGGCCAGAGAUGGAGGACUGCGUUUUGGGGAAAUGGAACGUGAUUGUCAAAUUUCCCACGGUGCGGCUCAAUUCUUGCGAGAACGUCUUUUUGAAGUUUCCGAUCCGUACAGAAUCCACGUGUGCAACUUCUGUGGAUUAAUCGCAAUUGCGAACUUGAGAAAUAACACUUUCGAGUGCAGAGGCUGCAAGAACAAGACGCAAAUCUCUCAAGUUAGACUUCCUUAUGCUGCGAAACUCCUUUUCCAAGAGCUAAUGGCAAUGAAUAUCGCUCCCCGUCUCAUGGUAGUUUAAGCUAUUUAAUUCUAGUUUUGAUCACAUCGAUUUUUAAAGAUAAAGAUCAAACUCCUAUGGUCUCUGUCCAUAUUCAAUUCUGUUGUGAUAAAGAGUCUUUUUACGUGUUUCGCGCAAUCAGAAUUUUCGAUACACGAUCUGAGACUAAUUUUCACAAAGUACUUUUGUAAACUUCCGUUUCUGUGAAGUAUUCAGUAAUGAAUUGGAAAUUCGAGUUGGAUUUAAUUUAUAGUGACGAAUAAUGUAUUUAGUUAUAGCUAUUUUAUUAUAAACUAGGUGAAAUCAUUGAAUAUUAAAACAUAAACGAAUGAUUUGUAAA